AUGAUAAUAACUAAUAUUCCAUUUCUAAGCAUAACAAGAAAUUCUUUCAUUUUAUAUCUAUCUAUCUGUCUAUCUAUCUAUCAGUUUUUACCCAUAUCUAUCGAUCUAUCAAUCUAUCGAUCAGUUUAUCCAUAUCUAUCUAUCUAUCUAUCUAUCUAUCUAUCUAUCUAUCUAUCAGUUUAUCCAUAUCCUAUCCCGAUCUAUCUAUCAAUCUAUCGAUCAGUUUAUCCAUAUCUACUUAUAUCUAUUCUUCUGGUCAUAUCUAUCUAUCUAUCUAUCUAUCUAUCUAUCUAUCUAUCUAUCUAUCCGGUUUAUCCAUAUCUAUCUAUCUAUCAUCUAUCUAUCUAUAUCUAUCUAUGUCAGUCUGUUCGUUAUCUAUCUCAGUCUGUUCAUAUCUAUCUAUCUAUCUAUCUAUCUAUCUAUCUAUCUAUCUAUCUAUCUAUCUAUCUAUCUAAUACUGGCUUUAUUAAAUUCUGUUGUUCGGUUUCCUUACUACAGCACACCAUCAGUUAUAACAAUUCCUCUCUAUCCUUCCUUUCUUUCUUUCUAUCUAUCUUUCUUUCUUUACUUCUUUUGUUUCUUGACUUUGUAUCUUUUUCUUCUUUCUGUGCUUUCUUUCUUUUAUUUCUUGGGUGUCUUCGUUUCCGUUUCAUUGUUUGCUUCCUUUUCUUUCUUUCUUUUCUUUUUCUUUCUUUUCUGUCUUGCCUUGCUUUCUUUAUUUUCGAUUCUCUUUCUUUUUUUUCUUUCUUUUCUUUCUUCUUUUUUCUUCAUUUCUGCCUAAUUUUCUUUCUUUCUUUUUUUCUUUCUUUCUUUCUUUCGUUUUCUUUCUUUCGUUUUCUUUCUUUUUGUUUUUUUCUUUUUGUUUUCUUUCUUGUUUUUUUCUUCAUUUCUGCCUUAUUUUCUUUCUUUCUUUUUUCUUUCUUUCUUUCUUUCAUUUUCUUUCUUUCGCUUUCUUUCUUUCAUUUCUUUCAAGUUUUCUCCCUUUCUUUCUUUAUUUUCUUCCUUCCUGCUAUACUCUUUCCUUUUUUCCUACUUUCCUUCUCAUUUAUUCUCUCUUUUCCUUCCAGCGUAUUUUUAUGGCUGGUAAUAUUUUAUCUAUCUAUCUAUCUAUCUAUCUAUCUAUCUAUCUAUUUAUCUAUAUAUUGGUCUGGAGCAGUUAAUUUUCUGCAGUUCGCAAAUCAUUCGCGCAACAUCUUUACGUACAUAAUAAUAUACAUAUGUAUUCAUAUCUAUCUGCUUAACUCUCUCUCUCUCUCUAUCUAUCUAUCUAUCUAUCUAUCUAUCUAUCUAUCUAUCUAUCUACCUCUAUAUAUAAACAUAUAUAUUUAUUGA
Molecule: messenger RNA, 1332 nt
Organism: Acanthosepion pharaonis
Lineage: Eukaryota; Metazoa; Mollusca; Cephalopoda; Sepiida; Sepiidae
Source: the annotation of a GenBank genome assembly